AUGACUCUGAAGAAGUACUUUGUGAAGGCUCUCCAUCGCCUCCAAAAGGGCCCUGGAUACACCUACCAGGAGCUGCUGGUCUGGUACUGCGACAACACCAACACCCAUGGGCCCAAGCGCAUCAUUUGUGAGGGUCCGAAGAAGAAACUGAUCUGGUUCUUCCUAACUCUGCUGUUCGCCUCGCUGGUGUUCUGGCAGUGGGGAAUCCUCAUCAACACCUACCUGUCCUACAAUGUUACAGCCUCUCUGGCCAUCGGCUUCAAGACCUUGACCUUCCCCGCUGUUACCAUCUGCAAUGCAAGUCCCUUCCGGUAUUCUAAGGUGAAGCCCUACCUGAAAGAUUUGGAUGUGCUCACUGAGGCAGCCCUUGAAAGGAUCCUGCAGCCUCUUCAGGAGAAUGCCUCAGCGAGCCCUGCAGUGAAUCUAAGCGAGAAGCUCAACUUGCAGCUCUGGAACCAGAUCCCCCUGGUCCUGAUUGACGACAGUGACGCGGCUCAUCCGGUCGUCCGUGACAUUCUUGGGAACGGCUCUCUUGGCCUGGGAGGGCACCACAACUACUCCUCUUUUGGCAACCCGGAAGCGAGGAGGUACAAGCUGGCUCUGAAACUGUGCACACACCUCACCCCCCACUGCUUCUACCGGAAGUUCACCAGCGCGGCCCAGGCGGUGAGCGAGUGGUACAUCCUGCAGUCUACCAGCAUCUUGUCCAAAGUGCCAUUGAGCAAAAGGAUCGAAAUGGGCUACCAGGCAGAGGACAUGAUCUUGGCAUGUCUGUAUGGAGCUGAGCCUUGCAAUCACAGAAACUUCACCCACCUCUACCACCCGGACCACGGCAACUGCUACGUCUUCAACUGGGGGGUGGAGAAGGAGCCCCUCGUCUCCUCCAAUCCGGGGGCAGAGUUUGGGCUGAAGCUGAUCCUGGAUAUCAGCCAGAAGGACUACAUCCCCUUCCUCACCGCCACGGCCGGAGCCCGGCUGAUGCUGCACGAGCAGAGGAGCUUCCCUUUCCUGAAGGAUCAGGGCAUCUACGCCAUGUCAGGGACUGAGACCUCCAUUGGUGUCCUGGUGGAUGAACUGGAGCGGAUGGGCUCUCCCUACAGUGACUGCACCCUCAACGGGUCCGACAUUCCAGUGAGGAACCUCUACGAGGACUACGCUACUACGCAGGCCUGCCUGCGCUCCUGCUUCCAAGCCAAGAUGGUGAAGAUCUGCCAGUGUGCCCACUACUCCUACCCGCUGCCCGAAGGGGCCUAUUACUGUAACAACGAGGAUUAUCCCGACUGGGCCUACUGCUACUCCAUCCUGCGCACCAGCCAGGAGCAUCGGCAGACGUGCAUCCAAUCUUGCAAGGAGACCUGCAACAACACCCAGUACAAGAUGACCAUUUCCAUGGCGGACUGGCCCUCCGAAGCUUCAGAGGACUGGAUUUUCCAUAUUUUAUCUUACGAAAGAGACACGUCGACCAAAGUGACCCUGGACAGAAACGGAAUCAUCAAGCUCAGCAUCUACUUCCAGGAGUACAACUACCGCACCAUCUCAGAGUCUGCAGCAACAACUAUUGUCUGGCUCCUCUCCAGCCUUGGUGGACAGUUUGGCUUCUGGAUGGGGGGCUCCGUCUUGUGCCUCAUUGAGUUCGGGGAGAUCCUCAUUGACUUUGUCUGGAUCAGUGUCCUGAAGCUGAUCGCCUGGGGCAAGGGGCUGAAGUGGAAGCCAGCCCCCAGGCCCCCUGAUGCCCUCCCAUCCAUCUGCGAGAAAGUGGAGGCCUACACCAACCUGGGCUUCUGUGGGGAGGAGGAGGAGGAGAAGGCAGCGGCUGGGAGCCUGGGCGACAGGCCCCCAGAUGCUCAAGGGGCUGGCUCUGAGCCCGGCACUCCACCCCCCAAGUAUGACUCGCUUCGGGUGCUCCCUGUGGAUCUGCUGGUGCCAGACAGCGAUGAGGAAGAAGCUCCUGGGGCGGACACCAAGAGCGAGUGA
Molecule: messenger RNA, 1974 nt
Organism: Protobothrops mucrosquamatus (brown spotted pit viper)
Lineage: Eukaryota; Metazoa; Chordata; Lepidosauria; Squamata; Viperidae
Gene: SCNN1B
Product: sodium channel epithelial 1 beta subunit
Exons: 12
Coding region: 1-1974 (657 amino acids)
Biological process (GO): sodium ion transmembrane transport
Cellular component (GO): membrane
Molecular function (GO): ligand-gated sodium channel activity
Source: RefSeq, a predicted model, not a curated record